ACUUUGAAAGAUCACUAUGGAAGCUCUUUACUCCAGUCUCCACUACUGGCUAGUUGACCACCCAACCAUUAGCCAAUUUGAAUGGAAACAAGGCCACACUUUUGGUUCCUCCCUACUUUUCCUCACACUUUCAAUCUCUAUCUACUUGUCCAUCACUCUUUUAUCUCUUCGCUUCUCAUCACUCCUCCCCACACUGUCCACCACCACCCUCCACCGCAUGACGGCCGUCCACAGCCUCAUCCUAUGCCUCUUCUCUCUCAUCAUGGCCGUCGGUUGCAGCCUCGCCGUCCUCCACCAAACGCCACGGCAGGACCCGAAAUGGUUCUUUUGUUUCCCUACCAAUCAUAUUCUUCCACAUGGACCUAUCUUCUUUUGGUCCCAAGUCUAUUUCCUGUCCAAGACUCUUGAAUUCAUAGACACCCUUUUGAUUAUUUUUAGUAGGUCGCGAUCGCGAAGGCUUUCGUUCCUCCACGUGUACCAUCACACGAUGGUGCCUCUUCUUUGUUAUCUUGCUAUCUACACUUCAGAGUCACUGAUCCAUGUUGUUGUUAUCAUCAAUUCUUCAAUUCAUGUUCUAAUGUACGCUUAUUAUUUCCUAUGUUCUAUAGGGAAGAAGCCACGGUGGAAGAGGUUGGUAACAGACUGUCAAAUUGUUCAGUUCAUUUUUGGGUUUAUAUGUUCACCGAUUAUGCUUUACUAUCACUUUACAACUGAGAUUGGGUGCUCUGGGUUUGGACCUUGGUGCGUCUGUAUAGCUUUUAAUACUUCACUUUUGGCACUUUUUCUCGACUUUCAUUCCAACAACUAUGGCAAGAAAAUCAGGAAAGACCCAGAUAGUAAGCUGGAGAAACAGACAUAAUGUCCAUAUAUUGUUACUCUUUAGCUUGCUAGCUACUCUAUUUUAU
Messenger RNA from Lycium barbarum (goji berry), 905 nucleotides. RefSeq lists its product as uncharacterized. Gene Ontology annotation, molecular function: fatty acid elongase activity. Gene Ontology annotation, biological process: fatty acid elongation, monounsaturated fatty acid; fatty acid elongation, saturated fatty acid; fatty acid elongation, polyunsaturated fatty acid. Gene Ontology annotation, cellular component: endoplasmic reticulum membrane. The record is from RefSeq and is a predicted model, not a curated record. The coding region runs from base 17 to 859 and encodes 280 amino acids. The transcript has a single exon. Lineage: Eukaryota; Viridiplantae; Streptophyta; Magnoliopsida; Solanales; Solanaceae.